GGAAAGAAAACAAAAUAUAUAACGCUCUGCGUUCCUGAUUCCUCAUCUGAGUUUCAGUCUCUCUUUUGGCACUUUUGGCGCCUCCAACCCUUUUACGCAUCAACACGAUCAUGUCUCCGAAUCUGCUGAGCCUCCUGCUCCUCUCACUGGGCCUGUGCGCGUGGGGCAGAGCUGUGCGCGAGGACGCGGCGGAGGUUUCCUCUGUCUCAGGUCGGGACUGCACCCUGCGCUGCACCGCCGAGCAGAAGCCCGGGGUCCAGUACAUGGCAGUGAGGUGGUACAAGGAGCUCAGGACUUCCCCGACACCUGGUUCAAAGGGCCUCGUCUCCAGAAACCUCCCCGGCGGCGCGACAAGCAGGUACGAAAGCUUGGACAUGGCCGUGGACUUUCAGGGGGAAUCCCAUGACCUCUUCCUGCCCAACCUGACCUGCAGCCACAGCGGCGUGUACACGUGUUACCUGGCUGCACCUGUGGGAGAGCAGAACCGGGAGGGGAAGGUGGUCCUCACUCUAACAGAUUGUCCUGCUGAACCCACACCUGCUCCCGCUGACGCCACAGUACCUCCUGACUUCCCUGCAGUUAAACUGCUGGCAGACACCACGCUGCUUUUCGCCUCAGCGUUGCUGCUGAUGGCACUGGUCAUAUUCGUAAUAAGCUACAGCUGCUUGAAGAAUACUUUCCGGGAAAAGGGGAGGACGACAAAAAAAGAGAUCCUGCUGAACGCACCGCUCAAACCGCUGGAAAAGAAGGACUUAAUGUUGAUCUAUACUCUGGGUCCCAAAGCAACGAUGAAGCACAUCUGUGUUUGAAGAUGGGUUGGUGUCAGAAGUGCGACGGUGCUGUUCGUUCCCUCUCAGAGACACAACACUACGCUGGAACCCAGAAGUGUUCUGCAGAGUUGGGAUCAGAGGGUCACCCAGGUCUGGGUCUGGGGCCACAUGACGAGGAGUGUCCGGGAAAGAAGCGAGCGAGUCAGCGUGGGGAUUGUUGGGGCUCGCUGCUUCUCUGCUGUGAAGGAGGAAAAGUCAACCGGCGAGGAACAUUGUAAACGCACAAUCAUCUGCAUGAUCUGCUGUGUUUCUAGCAGGUUUGUAGGAACUUUUACAGAAGCUGGCAACUUUUUCAAAGUUCUCAUUUAGUCAAAACAGGAAUGGAUCACACUAGAUUAUUUAUUUUUGCUUAUUGUUUUUUUCUGGUAGCGGGUUUGGAGUGAAUAGAUGUUACUGAUCAACCAAAACGAGGUCUCCGGAGUCCAGAAUUUACUGGACGAAUUAAACACUGGAUAUUAGUUGUAAAUUGUUUUGUUGUUUUAUAUAUUUAAAGUGUGCACAUUUUUAUUAAUAAAAUGGAAUUUGAAACAUC
Molecule: messenger RNA, 1362 nt
Organism: Austrofundulus limnaeus
Lineage: Eukaryota; Metazoa; Chordata; Actinopteri; Cyprinodontiformes; Rivulidae
Gene: cd83
Product: CD83 molecule
Exons: 5
Coding region: 111-809 (232 amino acids)
Source: RefSeq, a predicted model, not a curated record